AUGAUCGGAAGACCACCGUCCCUACCAAUCAUCGGCAACCUUCACUUGUUGGGCGAACGGCCACACCGCAGCCUUCAAUCACUGGCCAAAAUAUACGGUCCGAUCAUGUCGUUGAAGCUGGGACAAGUUCCUGCGGUCGUCGUUUCGUCCCCUGAAGCUGCGGGGCAAAUCCUGAAGACGCACGACGCCGUUUUUGCAUCUCGACCCAAAGUACAGUCGACAGAUCCGUUCAAGAAGGGAGUGAGGGGAGUGGCGUUUGCAGAGUAUGGUCCAUACUGGAGAUAUGUGAGGAAAUUGUGUACCCUUCAUCUUCUAAGCGCGUCAAGAGUGGAGAUGUUCGCUCCUCUGAGGAAGGAGGAGGUGGGAGCGACGGUGAAGAGGCUGGAGAGGGCGGCGGCCGCCGGAGAAGUUGUGGAUGUUAGUGAAAAGGUGGGGGAGCUUUUGGAGAACAUGAUGUAUAGGAUGGUGCUGGGACGUCGUAAGGAUGAUAGGUUUCAGUUGCGAGGGCUGAUGAACGAGGUUCUGAACUUGGUGGGACAGUUUAACAUUGCUGAUUAUAUCCCUUGGCUUGCUGCGUUUGAUCUUCAGGGAUUGACACGAAAGUUAAAGAGAAACAGAAAGGCGCUUGACGAUGCAUUGGAGAAGAUAAUCGCUGAGCAUGAACUUGCACUUACAGAACCAAAUUUACAGCACCAUAAAGAUUUCAUCUCCAUAUUGCUUUCUUUGCUGCAUCAACCCAUGGAUUUGCUGCACAAUGAUCAAGACCACACCAUUGAUAGGCCUAACCUCACGGCUCUUUUAUUAGAUAUGAUCCUUGCGGCAACUGAUACUUCUUCUGUUGUAAUUGAAUGGGCUCUGUCUGAACUCUUGAGGGAUCCAAGAGUCAUGAAAGAUCUCCAAAAUGAACUGCAAGAAGUAGUUGGAAUGAAAAGAAUGGUGGAAGAAGUUGAUUUAGUGAGCUUAAGUUAUUUGGACAUGGUCAUUAAGGAGACUCUCAGACUACAUCCACCUGGACCUUUCUUAAUCCCUCGAGAAAGUAUGAAGGAUGAUGUCAUAGUCAGUGGAUAUUGCAUAAGAAAAAAGACAAGGAUCUUAGUAAAUGUAUGGGCCAUAGGACGUGAUCCUAAGGUUUGGUCUGACAAUGCUCAUUUGUUCUAUCCAGAAAGAUUUGUCGAUAGCAAUAUAGAUGUUCGAGGGCAUGAUUUCCAGCUAUUACCAUUUGGCUCAGGUCGAAGAGGAUGCGCUGGGACCCAGUUGGGUCUAACUACAGUUAAAUUAGCUUUAGCUCAACUGGUGCAUUGCUUUAAUUGGGAGCUUCCUCGUGGCGUUUGUCCCGGUGACUUGGACAUGAACGAAAAGUUUGGUCUCACAAUCCCAAGAACUAAGCCCUUACUGGCUAUUCCAACUUAUCGUUUACAUAGACCACCGGGCCCAAUGUCCCUUCCGAUCAUCGGCAACCUCCACAUGCUGGGAGAACUGCCCUAUCGCAGCCUUCAAUCUCUCGCCCAAAAGUACGGCCCCAUCAUGUCGUUCAAGUUGGGACAAGUUCCUGCCGUUGUUGUUUCGUCCCCUGAAGCCGCGAAGCUAUUCCUCAAAACUCACGACACCGUUUUCGCAUCCCGACCCCAUAUACAAGCCUCGGAUCCACUUUCUAGAGGAACCAAGGGACUCGUGUUUGCAGAGUAUGGUCCGUAUUGGAGAUAUGCGAGGAAAGUGUGCACGCUCCAUCUUCUAAGCGCGUCAAGAGUGGAGAUAUUCGCUCCUCUGAGGAGGGAGGAACUGGGAGCCAUGGUGAAGUUACUGGAUAGAGCUGCGGCGGCGCGUGAGGUGGUCGAUCUCAGUGAGGUGGUGGGGGACGUUAUAGAAAACAUAAUAUAUAGGAUUAUACUGGGACGUGCUAAGGACGACAGGCUUAACUUAAAGGGGUUGAUUACGGAGGGACUAAUCUUGGCGGGGCAAUUUAAUCUGGUUGAUUUUGUCCCUUGGCUUGGUGUAUUUGAUCUCCAGGGUCUGACAGGAAGACUAAGGAGAAACCAUAAGGCGCUUGAUGGUGUUCUGGAAAAGAUAGUGAGAGAGCACGAAGAAGCUUCUAAAGACCACAAGGACUUCAUGAACACAAUGCUUUCCCUGGUGCAUGAUCAGCCCAUAGAUUUGCAGGACGAACAAAACCAUGUGAUUGAUAGACCUCACCUCAGGGCCAUUCUAAUAGACAUGAUUUUUGCCGCAACUGACACUUCCAGUGUUGCAGUUGACUGGGUUUUAUCUGAGCUCUUUAGGAAUCCAAGAGUGAUGAAAACUCUCCAAAACGAGCUUAAAAAUGCAGUUGGAAGGAACAGAAUCGUCGAGGAAGGUAAUUUACAGAAUCGUCGAGGAGGUGAUUUAGCCAAGUUAAGUUACUUAGACAUAUUCAUUAAGGAGACUCUCAGACUGCAUCCCCCUGCUCCUUUAACCCCUCGAGAAAGUACUAAGGAUGUCACAGUUAAUGGAUAUUACAUAAGAAAAAAGACAAGGAUCAUAGUGAAUGUGUGGGCUAUAGGACGAGAUCCUAAAAUAUGGUCAGAUGAUGCUUCUUUGUUCUAUCCAGAGAGGUUCCUCGACAGAAACAUAGACAUACGAGGACACGAUUAUGAAUUGUUACCAUUUGGAUCAGGUCGUAGAACAUGUCCUGGAAUUCAGAUGGGUCUGACUACAGUUAAAAUUGCUGUGGCUCAAUUGGCGCAUUGCUUUAAUUGGGAGCUUCCUUUAAACAGGCGUCCUAGUGACUUGGACAUGAACGAAGAGUUUGGCCUUACAGUCCCAAGAACCAAGCACUUGUUAGCCGUUCCAACUUAUAGAUUGAGCACAGAAUGUCCAUAUUAG
Molecule: messenger RNA, 2859 nt
Organism: Neltuma alba
Lineage: Eukaryota; Viridiplantae; Streptophyta; Magnoliopsida; Fabales; Fabaceae
Exons: 4
Coding region: 1-2859 (952 amino acids)
Molecular function (GO): heme binding; oxidoreductase activity, acting on paired donors, with incorporation or reduction of molecular oxygen; iron ion binding
Source: RefSeq, a predicted model, not a curated record